GAGCAUCCGUUGUGGAAAUUGGGACGUCUUAAUCAUGUUGCAAUAGCAGUGCCGGAUCUGGAGAAAUCAAGAAACUUUUACAAAAAUGUUAUGGGCGCCGAGUCUGUUAGUGAGGCUGUUCCUCAGCCUGAACAUGGGGUCUAUACAGUGUUUGUCGGCCUUGGGAAUACUAAAAUCGAACUUUUGGGAGAAUAUGGUGACAAUUCACCUAUAAAGAACUUUCUGGAAAAGAAUAAAACGGGGGGCAUUCACCAUAUUUGCAUUGAAGUAGACGAUGUUUCAUCGGCAGUUCAAGAUCUCACGAAACAAGGCAUCAGAUCUCUUGAUCCUAAGCCAAAGAUUGGAGCACACGGAAAACCAGUGGUCUUUUUACAUCCAAAGGACUGUGGGGGCGUUUUACUUGAAUUGGAACAAGCAUGA
Messenger RNA from Paraglomus brasilianum, 420 nucleotides. The record is from the annotation of a GenBank genome assembly. Lineage: Eukaryota; Fungi; Glomeromycota; Glomeromycetes; Paraglomerales; Paraglomeraceae.